Messenger RNA from Triticum aestivum (bread wheat), 1867 nucleotides. RefSeq names its product putative F-box/LRR-repeat protein 23. Gene Ontology annotation, molecular function: protein binding. The record is from RefSeq and is a predicted model, not a curated record. NCBI's taxonomy places the organism in Eukaryota, Viridiplantae, Streptophyta, Magnoliopsida, Poales, Poaceae. The coding region runs from base 85 to 1212 and encodes 375 amino acids. The transcript is spliced from 2 exons.
AAUGAUAGUUAGCGCACAGGGUUUAAUCCCAAAAAUACACAUAUACAUAGUGCAAAGUGAGAGACCUCAACAGGCUGAGGUCUUAUGCGAAAGAAAAAGAAAAAUCAAGGCACCGACCUACGCUUAUCUCAGCCCAUAAAAACAAAACUCGCCUCGUUAACGCUCCGCAUCGCGAUCCCGAUGCAGCCGCCAUCGCUCCACCCGCCGCCGCCGGCGGCAGCGGCCAGACCGCGGGGUCGGAAGGGACGAGCCAGCAGGAGGAGAGACCGGACGUGGCACGUCACGGUGUUCAACAACAUGCCCGUGCCGUGGGACAGGGACUGGGCGGAGCUUCCCCAGGACGCGAUCUCGUGCAUCCUCCGUAAGCUGGACCAGGUGGAGCUCCUGCUCGGAGGCGCCGCGGCGGUGUGCCGCUCCUGGCGCCGCGUCGCGCGGCACGAGCCCGAGCUGUGGCGCUGCAUCGACGCGCGCGACCUGCCGGCCGUUCCGCCCUUCGGCUGGCAGGCCGUCCGCACCAAUCUUGUGCGCGCCGCCCUGCGGCUCAGCGCCGGCCAGUGCGAGGUCUUCGCCGCCGAGCUCUUCGACGAUGACCUCUUCCUCUUCCUCGGCGAGCAGGCACCCUUACUAAAGAGGCUGUAUCUCAUCAAGUGUUAUUACGUCUCAAAGGAAUUAUUUGCAAAGGUUAUGCGCAAGUUCCCUCUUCUUGAAGAGCUCGAGCUUUCUAUGUGGUUUGGUAGCACGGAAAUGCUCGAGAUCGUCGCUGAAGCCUGCCCACGCCUGAAGCACUUCAGUCUCAUAAAAAAAGAUCGUUUUUACAAACCUGAAGAUGAUGGUAAUGCUUUCGCGAUUGCGAAGAUGCACGAGCUACGUUCCUUGUAUCUUGAUAGCAACAGACUCACCAACAAAGGGCUGACAGUGAUCCUUGAUGGCUGCCCCCACCAAGAGCACCUUAACGUUUUUGAAUGUAAGUAUCUCAGGAUGGAUGAUGAUCUGCUGGAGAAGUGUUCUCGAGUUAACAUGGAUGGCCCUCGGUACUCUUUGCCAUAUCUGCCUUGCAGUUGCUGUUGGAGUCCUGACUAUCCGAAUCACGAGGAUUAUGAGGAUUACCGCGAGGAUUCUUAUUACUACCUCGGUGAUCACAUCGAUGAUGAUGAUCUUGCAGAACACGAGAGGCUUCUUGACAUCAAGGGCAUGCGAAGGUACUUGCCCUAGUGAGAACGGGUUGUUUUGGUUGGAGUUCCCGCAUACUGUACUCUUGCCGAUGGAAUGGUGGUUCGCUGCAUCAAUUUAUUUCCACCACGGCUUUUCUUAUCCACCUUUUUUCACCGAAGUUUGAUGUCCAUUUAUUCUUUUCGGAGAAGGGAAUACUCAGGCCUCUUCAUCAUGCGAUGCACACAGGCAAUUUGAUGUCCAGUUUUAUUGGAAUAUAUGAUUGUUCCCAAUAAAAGAAGUGUCAACGAUGUGCUUCGUCGUUUUGCUACUGCCAGUUGUGCCAUGUGAAGGAUACCAUCAUGAAAAUUGUACACGGAGGUUCAAGGUUGCUGGUUCUCAAGUUAAACUUCAUUUGGUAGACAUGGCGACAAUCAGGCAUUCGUCCAUCCGUCCUUGCUCUUCCCCGUCUGAAUCAGUGUGCUUUCUUACUUCCUGUACCUCUGGAUAGAUUUCUUUUAUGAUUGAAGCUUUGGUGUUCAUGGCCUGAUCCCGGGAAUGUAACAAAGGCGGAUCAAUCUCAACGCAGUCCGUCGGUCAAAUGCUUGUGCCAAGAACUCCUACUAGAUGCUUAAAAUAAUUUGUGCAUCCAUGCAUGUCAAAACUGUUUCCAUGUAUACUUUUGUCACAUAUAAUGAUGCUGAAUGCCAUGAAUUUA